AUGGCGAAUAAUUCCGGCAUAGACGAAGAGAUGAAUCAAUCCGAGGAGCCAAGGACGCCGCUGAAGAGACCAGUCUUGAAAAACGACACUGGAUUCGCCAUGGUAUGGACCCCUGAAGAACAAGCAACUCUAGAUAACGCCCUGCUCAACGAACCUAAGGACGCUUCUAAAUAUUCGUGUGUCUCACGUUACGCGAGAAUCUCGUUAGAGUUUCCAAAUAAGACCACCAAAGAUAUCGCUAUGCGUUGCAGAUGGAUCAAAGAAUUGGGAAGAGUCAAAGCUGAGGGUUCAAACUCAGCUCCUCAAGAUGCGGUCACCGAUGAGGUAAUUAACCAAAACGCAGGGCCGGCCUUGAGGGGAAGCCACCCAAGCCAAGGAUUAGGGCAUCCAAAUUAG
This is a messenger RNA of Brassica napus (rape), 396 nucleotides long. RefSeq lists its product as uncharacterized. Lineage: Eukaryota; Viridiplantae; Streptophyta; Magnoliopsida; Brassicales; Brassicaceae. Bases 1 to 396 code for a protein of 131 amino acids. The transcript has a single exon. The record is from RefSeq and is a predicted model, not a curated record.